AAGCCCCGCCUCCACCCGGAAGCUACUGGUCAGCAGACUUGUUUAGUUUGAGGAGCUUCUUCGUUGCUUUCAUUAAAACGCGAACGGGCGCCGCUCCGUCCUGUUUUCUCUCUCUUCUCAUUUCCCUCUUCUCCCCCAUGGAUGAAACGAGUCCGCUCGUGUCUCCUCUGCGCGAUUCCGCCGACUUCGGUGCUUUCCCCGCAGAGCCGGCGAGUCCCCGGGGCGGAUUUGGUAGCGCGCCGGGCACGGUGAUCCGCGUCCCGGCGGGGAGUCCCGGGCGCAGCCGGGAGAGGCAGCCGCUGUUGGAGCGAGACCGGGACCGGGGCGUUUCUCCGCGGGAACACAGGAACGAGUUUCCGGAGGAUCCCGAGUUCAGGGAGAUCAUCCGCAAGGCGGAGAAAGCCAUCGAGGAGGGGCUCUACCCCGAGCGGAUCUACCAGGGCUCCAGCGGGAGCUACUUCGUCAAAGACUCUCAAGGGAAGAUCAUCGGCGUGUUCAAGCCGAAGAACGAGGAACCGUACGGUCAGCUGAACCCCAAGUGGACCAAGUGGCUGCAGAAGCUGUGCUGUCCCUGCUGCUUUGGCCGAGACUGCCUCGUCCUCAACCAGGGCUACCUGUCCGAGGCUGGAGCUAGCCUAGUGGACCAGAAGCUGGAGCUCAACAUCGUGCCAAGGACCAGGGUGGUGUACUUGUCCAGUGAGACGUUUAACUACAGUGCCAUAGACAGGGUGAAGUCUCGGGGGAAGCGACUCGCUCUGGAGAAAGUGCCAAAAGUGGGGCAGCGCUUCCACAGGAUCGGCCUGCCGCCUAAGGUUGGCUCCUUCCAGCUUUUCGUAGACGGUUAUAAAGACGCGGAUUUCUGGCUGCGGCGGUUCGAGACCGAGCCGUUACCCGAAAACAACAACCGGCAGCUCCAGCUGCAGUUCGAGAGACUCGUGGUGCUGGAUUACAUCAUCAGGAACACGGAUCGAGGCAACGACAACUGGCUCAUAAAGUACGACUGCCCCAUGGACACAUCAGGGAACAGGGACAGUGACUGGGUGGUGGUGAAGGACCCCAUCAUUAAAAUAGCAGCCAUUGAUAACGGCCUGGGGUUUCCCCUUAAACACCCAGAUUCCUGGAGAGCCUACCCGUUCUACUGGGCGUGGCUGGCUCAGGCGAAGGUUCCGUUCUCUCAGGAGAUCAAAGAGCUCGUCCUGCCCAAACUGCUCGACCCCAACUUCAUCAAAGACCUGGAGGAGGACCUGUACGAGCUCUUCAAGAAAGAUCCAGGUUUUGACAGAGGCCAGUUCCACAAGCAGCUCUCAGUAAUGAGAGGACAGAUCCUGAACCUGACCCAGGCCCUGAAGGACGGCAGAUCGCCCCUGCAGCUGGUACAGAUGCCCCCCGUGACCGUGGAGACGGCUCGGGCGCCGCAGCGUGCCAACAGCGAGUCCUACACCCAGAGCUUCCAGAGCAGACGGCCGUUUUUCACGUGGUGGUGAUGCGUGCCGGCGGGCGUGGCUAACCCGAGACGUGCUGCUCUUCCUCGUGAACUGUAUUUGGGAAGGAACUGAACAGAGACCGUGCUUGAAUGAAAGAAGCAGAAAGACCGCUUCCUUUUAGCCUUCACCCCCUCCUCCCUCCCCCGAAUCAAAUCCGUGAUUCCUCCUCUUUAAAGAGGACCGUUACCUUAAUAAAGGUACACUGACCUGCCACACUGUCUGCACAGUCACGCACGCGCACACACACACGCGGUGUUUUACUGUAAUCACACCGGCGACGGACGUGCGCAUAUCCCUGCAGCGCUCUCCCUCACCUGCACUGUCGCCCUCUGGCUGUGUGGAGGACGAACUGCAUGUCCAUAACAACUUAACCUAAUAGUGCGACUAAACUGACAACAACAAAACGUGCCACAGAUCCUUCUCUGUAGAGCUUCUCUCUCUCGCCUUCCUUUUUUCUUGUUUUAACAUCUUCACAAACUUCUGGAAUGGUGCAUACUUCUGCCUUGCCUAUGUUUUAUUUUACUUUAUGUAUUUUCCCCUAUAUCGCGCGCAUGCGGCUGUCUGAUCUCGACUGAGCAUGUGCAGAAACACUGGAAUGCUCCCCAUCCCCCCCCCCCCCCCCAUUGUUUUUGAAAAGCAGACAUUUUUUAAUUUACGACGUAUUUACUUCAGCGAGAUGAAGCAACUGACUGUAAAAUGUCAUGGCGAUGCACUGUAUAAAUUUGUAUGUAAUGUAAUUUAGCAAGAAAAUAUAAGCUACAACAGGACCAGGAAA
Ictalurus punctatus (channel catfish) is the source of this 2259-nucleotide messenger RNA. RefSeq names its product phosphatidylinositol 4-kinase type 2 alpha (gene pi4k2a). Gene Ontology annotation, biological process: phosphatidylinositol phosphate biosynthetic process; Golgi organization; endosome organization. Gene Ontology annotation, molecular function: 1-phosphatidylinositol 4-kinase activity. The record is from RefSeq and is a predicted model, not a curated record. The transcript is spliced from 9 exons. Lineage: Eukaryota; Metazoa; Chordata; Actinopteri; Siluriformes; Ictaluridae. Bases 138 to 1484 code for a protein of 448 amino acids. Gene Ontology annotation, cellular component: plasma membrane; trans-Golgi network; endosome.